AAAAAAAAAAAAAAAAGAUGGGCUCGAAGGUAGAGUACGUCGAGUCGUCGCACAUGUACGCGACGAACUACAUAAGGAAUUCGAGGGCCAUCGGGGUGCUGUGGGGCAUAUUCACCAUAUGUUACGCGAUAAUCGGCGUCGUGGCCUUCAUCACGCCCGAGUGGCUCGGCGAUCUCCAGCACGAGAAUCCUGGCAGGUUCGGCCUGUGGAUGAGGUGCAGCUUCGGCGGAACUGCCGAACUGGUCGAGGAGUGCGUGGGCCGGCUCGACGACCUGUCGUCGAUUUCCAACGUGCCAUUCCGAGCUAGCACCAUCCUCGUGGCGAUAGCCGUGGUCAUAGCUCUCGCCUCGAUCUGCGCCAUGAUGCUCUUCUUCUUCUGCCAGACGACCACUGUUUUCUACAUUUGCGGCUGGAUGCAGGUUAUUUCCGCUGUUUGCAUGGCCAUCGGAGUCUGCGUCUAUCCCCUUGGAUGGGAUUCUCCGCACAUUCGCGCCGUUUGUGGAGCCUCGGCUUCGAGGUACAACCCAGGGGCGUGCGCCGUGCGAUGGGCCAUACCCUUGGCGGCCAUCGCGGCCCUCGACGCCGCAACCCUGGCCGCGCUCGCCUUCAUCUUGGCCUCGAGGCACGUGAAACUACAGCCGGAGCCCUUCAACAACGGAUCCCUGUACAAAGGUGAGGUGAACCCGGGCUACGUGAACGAGGCGCAGAGCAUCGCUGGCUCGCGCAAGUCCCUGUCGCUGAGGCCGGUCCUCCUCGUGGCCCCACCGGACCAGGACCGCUACAGCGAGCUCUCCCGGGCAAAGUCGCACUCGCACCACAGUCUGUUCGCCGCCUCGCAGUCGCACCCCCUCCACGCCAUGUCCAACAACACGCUCAACCACUCGCAGCACAACUUCCAGCUCUGAUCGGCGGGACUUUUUUUUUUUUUUCCAUUUUUCUUCUUCUUCUUCUUCGUAUAAGUUUACUCAACUGCACUGCCAGAACGGGAGACUCGGCGCCCGCGAGCUUUUAUCUGUGCGUUGCGUCUUUCUUUGUUGUGAUCAGCGUUGAAAUGCCCCAAGUGUUUCGAGUAUUAUGUAUUCUAUCGAGUAUAAAUUUCGCGAUGCAAUGUGCACCUAAUAUUUAAACUGUUGCGUGUCUUUUCGUAAAUUGCUUGGAUACAUUUUUUUUUUUUUUUUUUUUUUUGCAAACUAACAUUUUUUUGAGCUUUAACUUUAUUUUUUCUCUACGUUUUAUUAUUGACGAGUCUGUGGGAGUAAAUAGUUCGAAUUUACUCUUGCAGAAAAAAAAAAAAAAAUCCGUUGUCCCUAAGCGUAGAUUUUUGUGUACUUGAGUACAUAUUUGUAUAUUCAACAUUAUUAUGUUUUGACUUUGAAUAAAUAGAGAGUAAGUGAUUUACGUUUGAUGAUUGGUAUGUUACAAAUCGACUGAAUGGUGUGAAACAAUAUUGUUACUUGUUGAGAGUGAUUGGACGGAGCUCUUGGGAGCG
Molecule: messenger RNA, 1489 nt
Organism: Copidosoma floridanum
Lineage: Eukaryota; Metazoa; Arthropoda; Insecta; Hymenoptera; Encyrtidae
Gene: Lhfpl
Product: LHFPL tetraspan subfamily member 5 protein
Biological process (GO): sensory perception of sound
Cellular component (GO): plasma membrane
Source: RefSeq, a predicted model, not a curated record